Messenger RNA from Caenorhabditis bovis, 1311 nucleotides. The record is from the annotation of a GenBank genome assembly. Lineage: Eukaryota; Metazoa; Nematoda; Chromadorea; Rhabditida; Rhabditidae.
AUGGGAAAUCGAAUGACACAGCCGACGCAUAAACGCGAGAAGCCGACGCAUGCGACGAUGAAGGUUUCGAUGAAGCGAAUUAACAAAACUCUUGAGAACGCCAACAAGCUUCCGACAGUGGCUCCUCGACGUCAAUGUCUUGUGAGAUUGCUGAAAAUGAACCGCAUACACGACUAUUUGCAGUUGGAGAAGGAAUUCAUUAAUCGACAGAACACACUUCGACCAAUCGCUGUUCAGAAGAGGAAUGAGCAGAAGAUUGUGCAGCAAUUGAGAGGAAGUCCGGUGUCACUCGCCAGAAUUCACGAGUUGUUCGAGGAUGAAAAGCACGCUGUUGUCGUUGUCGAAGGAUCGAAAAGAGAAUGGUACGUUCCGAUUCUCUCGAUUGUCGACAAGGAUCUGCUUCGCCUCAACGCUCUCGUCAUGGUGAAAGCCGGAGGAAUGUUCAAGACAGUUCCGACGGCGGUCGUCGGUGUUCUCGACGACAAAGUCGACAGCAAUGCGAUGGGACAUAAGGUGGAAAAGGCGCCGAAGGAGACGUUCGACGACAUCGGAGGAUGCGAAUCGCAAAUUCAGGAAAUCAAAGAAUCUGUUGAAUUGCCGCUGAUCCAUCCCGAAUACUAUGAGGAAAUGGGAAUUACUGCGCCGAAGGGUGUCAUUUUGUAUGGCGAACCGGGAACCGGCAAAACGCUGCUCGCCAAGGCGGUGGCGAACUCGACGAGCGCCACUUUUAUCCGUGCGACCGGCUCGGAUUUGGUGCAGAAAAAUAGUGGCGAUGGCGCCAAAUUGGUGCGACAAUUGUUCCAGAUGGCCAAAGAAUGCGCACCGUCGAUUGUAUUCCUGGAUGAGAUCGAUGCUGUCGGAACGAAGCGAUUCGACACAUCGUCGCGUGGAGAGCAAGAAGUUCAGCGAACACUUCUCGAGCUUCUCAAUCAGCUGGACGGAUUCGAAAGUCGCGGAGACGUGAAAGUGAUUCUUGCAACUAACCGAAUUGACUCGCUAGACCCCGCACUGAUUCGGCCGGGACGAAUUGAUCGGAAAAUCGAGUUUCCGAAACCGGACGAAAAGACGAGGUCUAAAAUAUUCCAGAUUCAUACAAGCGGCAUGAAUCUGGCGAAGAAUGUGACGUAUGAGUCGGUGCUCAGCAAGGAGAAGAGCAUCAGUGGAGCCGAAAUCAAGGCGGUUUGCACUGAGGCUGGAAUGUUGGCCCUUCGCGGACAGCGCAAAUGUGUAGCCCAAGAUGAUUUUGACAAGGCUAUUAAAAAUGUGCUUCUUUCGAAGAAGGCUGGAGCACCCGAAGAGUUUUACACUUAG